Molossus molossus (Pallas's mastiff bat) is the source of this 1623-nucleotide messenger RNA. It is a transcript of the gene GSX2, whose product is annotated as GS homeobox 2. Gene Ontology annotation, cellular component: nucleus. The record is from RefSeq and is a predicted model, not a curated record. Gene Ontology annotation, biological process: regulation of DNA-templated transcription. Gene Ontology annotation, molecular function: sequence-specific double-stranded DNA binding; DNA-binding transcription factor activity, RNA polymerase II-specific. The transcript is spliced from 2 exons. The coding region runs from base 309 to 1223 and encodes 304 amino acids. NCBI's taxonomy places the organism in Eukaryota, Metazoa, Chordata, Mammalia, Chiroptera, Molossidae.
UUCUGUUGUGACUCGGGCAGCCUAUCCCGAGGGUGGGGAGAUGCCGAGGAGCUCGAGCCGAGCGGUACUCAGCAGCAUCACGUGCCGGGGUGGGGGCUAUAAAAUCCCGGAGCCGGGGCGCCGGGCGGGGGACGUGAGGACCAGCCCUCUCCAGGGACCCCUUUGUUCGCAGCCCAGACGCCGACACCUCGGCGUCCCCAAGGGCUUGACCGCCUGCAUCCGCUCGGAGCCCGGCGCAGAGCUCUGAACAGGAGAGGGGAGGGGGCGCCACAGCCGGCCCGGCCCUCCAGCCACCCACCCCUCCCGACAUGUCGCGCUCCUUCUAUGUCGACUCGCUCAUCAUCAAGGAUUCCUCACGGCCCGCGCCCUCGCUGCCAGAGCCGCACCCGGGACCAGAUUUCUUCAUCCCUCUGGGCAUGCCGUCCCCGUUGGUGAUGUCCAUGUCCGGGCCCAGCUGCGCGUCCCGCAAGAGCGGCGCGUUUUGCGUUUGCCCGCUCUGCGUCACUUCGCACCUGCACUCCUCUAGGGGCCCGGCGGGCUCCAGCGGCGGGGGCACAGGGACCGGGAGUUCCGGGGCCGGGGGUGGCGGGGCGGCGGGGGCCUCCGGCGCGUUGCCCCUGCUCAAGAGUCAGUUCUCUUCGGGGCCUGGGGAAGGGCAGUUUUGCCCGCGCGUGAGCCACGCGCACCAUCACCACCACGCACCACAGCACCACCAUCACCACCACCAGCCCCAACAGCCUGGCUCGGCUGCUGCAGCUGCGGCCGCGGCAGCAGCGGCGGCCGCCGCCGCGGCCUUGGGGCACACGCAGCACCACGCACCUGUCUGCGCCGCCACCACUUACAACGUGGCUGAUCCGCGGAGAUUCCACUGUCUCACGAUGGGGAGCUCUGACGCCAGCCAGGUACCUAAUGGCAAGAGGAUGAGGACCGCGUUCACCAGCACGCAGCUCCUGGAGCUGGAGCGGGAAUUCUCUUCCAACAUGUAUCUGUCUCGACUCCGGAGGAUCGAAAUCGCCACGUACCUGAACCUGUCGGAGAAACAGGUGAAAAUCUGGUUUCAGAACCGCCGGGUAAAGCAUAAGAAGGAAGGGAAGGGCACGCAGAGGAACAAUCACGCGGGCUGCAAGUGCGUCGGCAGCCAAGCGCACUACGCGCGCUCGGAGGAUGAGGACUCCCUGUCGCCGGCCUCGGCCAACGAGGACAAGGAGAUUUCCCCCUUAUGAGGGAAGGCCACCUCUCUCGCAGCACCUGCUCCCGGGAAGCUCCAUAAAACCAACUCGGCAGGCACCCAGAGGUCAAAAUCCUCGCCCAUUCCGUGGUCGCAUCUGGAGAAGAACGGAGCGGAACGUUCCCAGGGCGUACAAGCCGGGCCUGACCCUUUGCGUCUCCUCCUUGACCUAUUUGUUUAGGGUUCCACUCUCAGUAAUAGAUUUUUAAAAUAAUCUAGAUUCAGCUCAGUCUUGUCACAUAACAGAGAAAGAGUUUAAGUUUAGCAUUAUAUGGGGUUUGGGUUUUGUUGGUUUUUUUACGCGCGUGUCCCAUUUAUCCCUUCCCUACCUCCUGUGAGAGCCUGCUAAGAAUGCCGGGUUUCUGUUCCCUGUUGUUGUUUUUAAAAUAAAAGUA